UCACCGCUACCACCCGUAAAAUCCAUAUGAUAGUAACUAGAGUUGAGCAACAAUGCCGCAACAUAUUUCCCUUUGACUUUAUUAGAAAUACAUGUUUUAAAUGGCGGCGGAGGGCACCUACGAGUACGAGUGCAUGAGGGCCGAACUGCUGGGCCUCGAGAGACCAGAUUACGAAGAAUUCACGAUAAAUAAGGCCGCCAGGGAUGCCGCUGAAGAAGACCAAAUGGAAGUUAUAAAUCUCGAGGACGCCGAUACCCAAAACGAAUCGUAUUCCCAAAUCGGAGGAAGGCUUGACGAGCUGAACAGCAUUUUAAAAUCGACGCAACGAAAAAUACACAAUUUUAAGACUUAUGGUUUCGUCUUAAACUUAUUCAAAACAAAGGCGGCGGAUAAAACGAAUUCUAGUGACUCCGGCACUUCUGCAUUGAAUAAGCAGUGCGAAAACGUAUGUAGCGACAAUCCUGCGCUCAACAUGGAGGAAGAGCAGCCGCGGUCCAAGACCGACAAAACAAGCGACCUGGCCAAAGCUAUUGACAGGCACGUGGACGUUUUGGACUCCCUAAUAGAACAGACUGAAAAAGCACAAUACAGUAUGGCUUACCAGAACAGAGAAAUGAAGAAAUUUUUAAAAUAAUUCGAAGUCGUUCCAUGCCUAUGGGUUUUCGUGGACUUUAAAGCAAUAAUAAUUAACUUGUUAAAUACUUGCUAUUACCUUGUUAUAUAUUUUUUAUAUUUUGUGUUGCCUCUUGCUGAAAUAAAACGUUGUCGUUUGA
This is a messenger RNA of Cylas formicarius (sweet potato weevil), 773 nucleotides long. RefSeq lists its product as uncharacterized. The record is from RefSeq and is a predicted model, not a curated record. The coding region runs from base 101 to 634 and encodes 177 amino acids. The transcript is spliced from 3 exons. NCBI's taxonomy places the organism in Eukaryota, Metazoa, Arthropoda, Insecta, Coleoptera, Brentidae.